CAGCGACGCGCUGUCAGCGCAGCCCAUCUGCGGUUUCUCAGUGCUGAGUCGGGCGCUCGCUCCCUCGUUCAACAAACGGUCACCGAAGGCAGCUCUGUGCCAGACUUUGAGGGAGGAGGAGCGCGAGCCGGAGCCACGGCGCCCCGGAGAAGCGCCCAGGCCGGCGGCAAGGUGCCCCCUGCUCUCUGCGCCCUGAGGAAGGAAAGGUCGUGAGCCUAGCCUCUUAAGCCUUUCCCAGGAUCUCCAAGCAGGGAUGAAGGGAACAGAUCUUCACUAGGAGAUGCGGGGCCUCGCCUUCCGGCGCCACGCCCGGGGGGUUGCCUGGAUCUUGGGGUGGCGGGGUGGAUUGCUAGGGCAGGAUUGGACGGUGCCAGAGACCCAGCAAAUGCGGCUGGACCUGCGACCCUUGGGAGGAGGCGCAUCUCCGGCCUGGCUUUGGGCCAUAGUAAGACACAACGAGACGGCGCCCAGCGGAAGGCCCUCAGGCAGCUGACCUGGGCUUGGUGCGCUGAGGCCACUCUACCGGUCUCAGUCUCGGCAGAAACUCGGAACUGUGGGCGCUUCCAGGGCUCUAAAUGGCUCAACAUCAUUGUUCUGCUGGCUACUUCUUAAAAGAAAAAUUCCUACUUCAAGAACGCGCUUAAUCUUCCCAUAUAUACAGGAGGGAAUAGGCACAUAGAGAUGUCUCUAAGGUUGGAUUAUUUUCAUGGGAGGUUGAGACAUAAUCAGAGAGGUUUGGGAUAUUUCUACCCCAAACGGGAAGGCCAGCCAAGAGGUUUCCUGGCAGCAGUUGAGUGAGGAGGCUAGGGCUUAGCUGAGCAGCUGCUCCCUGGUGGGAAGGCAUGGGGUAGGGGUUGGAAGAUACCCACAAAAGACCCCCCUCCCCCCCACACACAAGAGUAGCCAGAGCUUUCCUCCUGAGCAUAGCCCAACGCUGGGCUAAGGAUUAUCCCUGUAGCCCCACCUCCUCUUUUGCUUAGGAGAAACAGAAGACUUCCCGGAGGAGCUAGCAACGGGCUCCUGGACUCCUUGGCCUGUGCUCUCCUCCACCUCAUCACUUCCUCCCCGCUCCAGCCUCUGGGCCCCUGGCCACUAGGUAGGGCUCAGCCCUUUGUCCUUUCAUAGUGAUUGCGAGGUUGGCCUCAGGACUCCAACACAGAGGUUUCCUCCAGUGUUUAAAUCAAAGCCAAGAGCCUCCAAGUGUCACCAUUCCCAACAGCCCAGUGCAAGCUGCCACCCAUCUUCAGACAGUCCAGGGCAGCUGGACAUGAUGGGUGAGUGAGGGAAGUUGCCGCCCAGGCCCCGAGCUGACCCCUUAGUGAACCAGAAGGAAGCUGGUGCCCUCCUGACCUUAUGCUUAAGGUGGAUCCCCGGGGCCAGAAGGAAAGGGGGAAGCAGCAGGCGCAGGCAGGGUCGGUAGCUCAAGAGCUCAGCGGGCCCUUCCGAGCUCGGCUGACACUGCCAUAACCCCCAUCCAGGGCAAUUCAUCACCCACUGCCGACCGCAGACCCGGCGCCAGGCCACGGGCUCGGCAGGCACUGGAGCCAACAAAAGCGGCAGAAUUGGGGCCUGCCCUCAGGGCGCUCCUGAAGCUGCAGAGCCCACAUCUGGGCUGAGAAGCUCCCACCAGGGAGAGGGGGCAGGAGGACCAGGACUGGGGGUUGAUUCUGAUAGGGGGAGAGGACCAAUAUGGGGAGGAGGUUUCAGGUGUAGGUGGUUCCAAGAGACUUGGUUUACCUGUUUUAGGAUCUGUACUCACUCUAGGCUCCUGUAGGGGCAGCUCCAAUUUCCCAUUAAUAUCCUGUUCAGUAAUUUCAGGGAACACCUGAACUCCUGUUGUGGUGCCUCCAGAUUCUCCUAGGAAGGAGCAUUCUGGUUCUUGCCCUCCUGGACCGCAUAUGCUUAUGAAGGAGGUAGACAAUAAACUAGCAAAGAGCACCAGAAUUGGGGCUGGUGCUAAGUGCUCUCAAGAGAAUAAAACAGGUCUGUAAGACACAGUACCUGGGGCUAAACGCUGCAGGGUGGGAAGGGAAGACUUCUGUGAGGAGGUGACAUUCAACUUGGGAAGGAACCAGCCACCGGUGACCUGGGAAAGGAGCUGCCCAAGCAGAGGAAACAGCAGGUACAAAACCCUGCACCCCCAGACAGGAAUGAGUGCUCAGGAGGUAGGAAGGGGUUGAGGGGAAAAAGUGGAGGCUGGGUCCUUCAGUGGCCAGAGUUCACCUGACUCCGAUCUACCUCUGGGUCCUCACUCCCCUUCUCCAGCAAAAAACUACUGUCCACCCCCAACCCUUAGCAACAAGGAAGCUGUUUUGUAAACAUCUUGGAAAUACUUUGUUUUCCAGUGAGCCAAUCCUCCUCCCCGCCCACCACCACCCAAGAAAGCUUCGCAAGUUUUCUAAUGGAAGUUCUUAUCGGGCUGAUUAUUGACCCCCUUCCUCCAUUGAAGAUGUUCUUUAAUGAUCUUCGCUCUCACAUUUAAUCCUUUCCUACCCAACGCCCCCGCGGGUCUCGAUGGGCAGAUUUAUUAAGAUUCUCCCCCUCCCCCGGCAAUUUCCAGAACGCAGGCCCCACUCAUCUUGUGACCCGGCGCGCUCUGAACUUGGCGAGGUGGCCCUGCAGAGUUCACUCGGAUGUCACGGUCCGGCCUGCAGGGGUCACAGGCAGGUCAGGCCAGAGGAUUGGGAAUGGGCUCCAGGUCACGUCCCCGCUGGCCGGUUUUGCUCACCGGCCCGAACACCGUCUCGAAAGGGGCGGGCCCAGAAUUUCUGAGAAUUACUUCUAGCGCGUCUCGCCGCGUUCCCGCCGGUGCCAGAAGUUGGCCGGCACCGUUUACAGUCGCCAAAUCGUGCGAAGGCAUGACAGCGGGAGAGACCCUUCCCUAGAGCCUCUGAAACGCCGAGUCCAACAAGCCCUAUGGCGACUCCGGCUGGGAGUGUUGCGGGCCCACGCGGUCCCUACCACUCCACAUUUUCCACUCCCGCCGGCGUUGGGGACCACUGUGGGAGGGCCACGUAUUUAACAGCUCUUAGGAUCAAAGAGUUUUCCAUUUCCAAGGGACGCCUUCCAAGGCGCGCGGCGUGCUCCUGCAAGAGUCGGAGUUUAUGUUUCGUUUUCGGCGCUGCUGGUGCGUUCAGCGCUGAAACCAAGGAUGCCUGUGGGCCGGCCAGGGGGGAAGUGGGGUGCGCACAUGCACUGUGCGCACGUGCACUUUCCGAAGUGCCGAGCUUCCCGCGUUGGCUGCAGUAGCAGCUGACUGCAGUUGGACGAAGGCCAGAAGGACGGAUUCCCUCAACACUCCCAUUAGGGGUCGGCAGAGGCCUGGGUUGAGGGUCGAGCACCCCGCUCACCUGGGUGGCUUGCUUCUGUGGGUGGGAGCUGGGAGAGCGGAGGAAGGUUCGUGGGCCCCGAAUCCAGGUCAUCCGGGUGAAGUAACCUAGCGUGCGCGGAGCCGGGAAAAGUAUUUGCAGCUAGGGGCCCCUAGUUGCAAACUCACAACUGCCCCGGGGUGUAGACAGAUCGGGGUAUUACCGCCUUCAUAUUAAGAAGAAGGAAACAGGCGCAAGGAUGUGUGGUGACUUGCUCAAGGUCAUGCAAGUAGAGAUGGAGCGGGUCCCGGAGUACAGCCUCCCAGGCUUUCCUUCGUCUAUCUCUGUCACCUUAUCUGCCCAGGUCUAAGGCUCUUCCCUUCUGCCUAGCUGGGGCUGUGACUCCCAGGGCCCUCGGAAUCCGGACGCCUGCGGCGGGUUCGCGGAGCGCUGGCUGCCUCGCGGUGGAUGAAUUGCCCCCGAGGACUCCCGCUGGGGCGUCAGAGUCGCGGCUCAGACUUGGGCAAAGUUGUACCUGGAGACCUGAGGGACUUGGAGGCUCUCUUGUACCCUUAAGUCGGAUCUUCCAGGACUUCAUGAGUGCUAGCCUCCUUGAGGGGUUUGGGGAGCUGGGAUCCAUGAUCCGUGGAUCAGGUCUGGCUCCCCUCCGACUCUCGCUUAGGUCGUGGCCCUGGACUCUUCUGCGGGAUCUUCGGGAGAAUCGGGAGGUUUGCGUUUUGCUCUGCGUUCUGGACCUCAGUUUCUCCAGUGUGGGAUCUGGCAGCUAGUCGGUUCCUGAACGCACUUCCCUUUGCUUCCCCAGCAGGUGGAAGGGAGCCCACGCGGCGCCUGAGAAUGGAAAGCCAUUGAAGGCAGCUCUGGGCUGAGACCGCCCGUCGGACCCGGCGGAGGGGGGGUGGAUUCCAAAGAGGCCGCCAGGAAGCCCAGGGCUUGGAGUUCCCGCUCCCAGGAGCCCGGGUGGGCCUCUGCCGCCGUCUCGGAGCUCCGCACACCUUGUAAGGGGGAGGCAGGCUACUCCUAGCCCCGCACCCCAGGAGGCGCGCUCCGAGGGAAGCUGCCACCGUGCCGCCUCUGCCUCGGCGUGGAACAAACGGUUAAAGAUUUUGGGCAGCGCCUCGCGGGGGGAGGAGCCAGGGGCCCAAUCCGCAAUUAAAGAUGAACUUUAGGUGAACUAAUUUGUCUGACCAAGCUAACGUGGGCAGCACCCUGGGCCGCCUAUAAAGCGGGCGCGCGGCGGGGUUGGGAGCGCUGGCGGCGGCGGCAGGUGGCGCGGGAGGCCGCGGCGCGCCAUGGGGCUCCCGGCGCUGCUGGCCAGUGCGCUCUGCACCUUCGUGCUACCGCUGCUGCUCUUCCUGGCCGCGAUCAAGCUCUGGGACCUGUACUGCGUGAGCGGCCGCGACCGCAGCUGCGCCCUCCCUUUGCCCCCCGGAACCAUGGGCUUCCCCUUCUUCGGGGAAACACUGCAGAUGGUGCUACAGCGAAGGAAGUUUCUGCAGAUGAAGCGCAGGAAAUACGGCUUCAUCUACAAGACCCAUCUGUUCGGGCGGCCCACGGUGCGGGUGAUGGGCGCCGACAACGUGCGGCGCAUCUUGCUAGGGGAGCACCGGUUGGUGUCGGUCCACUGGCCCGCGUCGGUGCGCACCAUCCUGGGCUCCGGCUGCCUCUCCAACCUGCACGACUCCUCUCACAAGCAGCGCAAGAAGGUGAUUAUGCGGGCCUUCAGCCGCGAGGCGCUCCAGUGCUACGUGCCAGUGAUCGCUGAGGAAGUGGGCACUUGCCUGGAACAGUGGCUGAGCUGCGGCGAGCGCGGCCUCCUGGUCUACCCCCAGGUGAAGCGCCUCAUGUUCCGCAUCGCCAUGCGCAUCCUGCUGGGCUGUGAUCCCCGGCUGGCGAGCGGCGGGGACGCGGAGCAGCAGCUGGUGGAGGCCUUCGAGGAAAUGACCCGCAAUCUCUUCUCGUUGCCCAUCGACGUGCCCUUCAGCGGGCUGUACCGGGGCAUGAAGGCGCGGAACCUCAUCCACGCGCGCAUAGAGGAGAACAUUCGCGCCAAGAUCUGCGGGCUGCGCACGGCCGAGGCGGCUAGCGGCUGCAAAGAUGCGCUGCAGUUGUUGAUCGAGCACUCGUGGGAGAGGGGAGAGAGGCUGGACAUGCAGGCACUAAAGCAGUCUUCAACCGAACUCCUCUUUGGGGGACAUGAAACCACAGCUAGUGCGGCCACGUCUCUGAUUACUUACCUUGGGCUCUACCCCCAUGUUCUCCAGAAAGUUCGAGAGGAGCUAAAGAGUAAGGGUUUACUUUGCAAGAGCAAUCAAGACAACAAGUUGGACAUGGAAAUUUUGGAACAGCUUAAAUACAUCGGGUGUGUUAUUAAAGAGACUCUUCGACUGAAUCCCCCAGUUCCAGGAGGGUUUCGGGUUGCUCUUAAGACUUUUGAAUUAAAUGGCUACCAGAUUCCCAAGGGCUGGCAUGUUAUCUACAGUAUCUGUGAUACUCACGACGUGGCAGACAGCUUCACCAACAAGGACGAAUUUAAUCCUGACCGAUUUCUGCAGCCUCACCCGGAGGACGCAUCCAGGUUCAGCUUCAUUCCAUUUGGAGGAGGGCUGAGGAGCUGUGUAGGGAAGGAGUUUGCAAAAAUGCUUCUCAAAAUAUUUACAGUGGAGCUGGCCAGGCAUUGUGACUGGCGGCUUCUAAAUGGACCUCCUACAAUGAAAACCAGUCCCACCGUGUACCCUGUGGAUGGUCUCCCUGCGAGGUUCACCCAUUUCCAGGGGGAGAUCUGAUGGGUGCGAGCGCCCAGAACUCAGACCUAUUUGAAGUGUGCAUGAGUUUUUACAGUGUCAUGUUGAUUUUAUUAUAUUUAAUUUCUAAAGGUAUAUUAUAAUAUUUAUGUGUGUCACGUCAGUACCACAGUCUUUAAAUAUUAAAAUAAUGAAUUUGGAUAGUUUCCAAAUAAAGUAAAAUCUGAAGGUGUUUGUCUUGCAUUUAAGAUUCCUGUGGGGAAAGCUCACUGGUUUUAUAUUUGUAUAUUUAACCCGAUUUCCAAGUGUCUACCUGCAUGGCUUUAUUUGUUAUCUGUGCAUAUCUAUUUUCUUGUGAGGAAGAAACUUUCGCUGUUAUUUCUCUUAACCGUUAUUAGAAAACAUAAUGUAUGUGUGUGCGUUAGUCCUUUGUAAAUGUUUCUAUGGUUUAGAUACCCUAUUUAGAAAUAACCUAUCGUGGGGCGCCUGGGUGGCACAGCGGUUAAGCGUCUGCCUUCGGCUCAGGGCGUG
Ailuropoda melanoleuca (giant panda) is the source of this 6601-nucleotide messenger RNA. RefSeq names its product cytochrome P450 family 26 subfamily A member 1 (gene CYP26A1). Gene Ontology annotation, biological process: sterol metabolic process. The transcript has 7 exons. The record is from RefSeq and is a predicted model, not a curated record. The coding region runs from base 4619 to 6112 and encodes 497 amino acids. NCBI's taxonomy places the organism in Eukaryota, Metazoa, Chordata, Mammalia, Carnivora, Ursidae. Gene Ontology annotation, molecular function: heme binding; oxidoreductase activity, acting on paired donors, with incorporation or reduction of molecular oxygen; monooxygenase activity.